This is a messenger RNA of Sesamum indicum (sesame), 1959 nucleotides long. RefSeq lists its product as uncharacterized. The record is from RefSeq and is a predicted model, not a curated record. Lineage: Eukaryota; Viridiplantae; Streptophyta; Magnoliopsida; Lamiales; Pedaliaceae.
AUGGGUGAUUUCAACUGUAUUAAAUCUCCCGACGAGAAGCAGCUUGGAGUGGCCCCAACUUGGUAUGAGCUUAAGGAUUUUGUGGACUGCUGUACAACACUUGGAUUACUCGACAUUCCCACUACGGGCUGCUACUACACAUGUGCCCAUUUCAAUCCACCGGGAUGCCUUUCUGACCACUCUCCGGGUAUUGUUUCUAUUUUUGAUCCUGCACCAACUAAGCCAAAACCAUUUCGCUUUUUCAAUAUGUGGGCAGAUCAUCUGGAUUUCUUAGCUACUGUCGAAGCUAGAUGGAAUUUGAGCAUGGAGGGAACGCCGCAAUUCAGCCUUUGUAGGAGACUGAAAGCACUUAAAGGCGCGCUUAAGGCAUUCAACAUACAACACUACAACCACAUCUCCGCCAGGGCCAAAGAGGCUGAACUUACCCUGCAAGUUGCUCAGAAUCAACUUGAAUCCAAUCCGGGAGAUGUGGCGCUACGGGACUCUUUAGGUGAUCUUAGGAAGAAGGCCGUUUUUCUUGCCGAGGCCGAACGGCACUUCUUCUACCAGAAGGCCAAGAUCCAUUAUCUUAAAGAGGGGGACCGCAACACCAAGUUCUUCCACGACAUGAGUUCGUUGAUUACUACAUCACUGUUGGGCACCGAGGCUCACACCCUCCCUGUCGAUGAUGGUGUGUUUGAAUGGGGCCCCAUAAUCUCCCCCGAGCAUACCGCGGACCUUUGUCGGGCAGUCACGCCGUUGGAGGUCAAGGAGGCCAUCUUCCAUAUUAGUGACAACAAGGCUCCCGGUCCAGAUGGAUAUUCCUCGUGCUUUUUCAAGAAAGCAUGGAACAUUGUGGGUGAUCAAGUUUGCAGGGCCGUCUUGGAUUUCUUUAGGAGUGGGCGAAUGCUACGGCAACUCAACCACACCAUCAUUACCCUUGUGCCGAAAUCAAAUCAUUCCACCUCUGUUGCGGAUUACCGGUCGAUUUCGUGCUGCAAUGUCAUCUAUAAGGCCAUCACGAAAAUCAUCUCGGACCGGCUCGCGCCCGCUUUGGAGCACUUGAUUGACCGAUACCAAGCUGCGUUUGUUGGAGGCCGUAAUAUCAUAGACAAUAUCUUCUUGGCCCAAGAAAUGGUGCAACAGUACUCGAGGAAGCGGAUUUCACCUCGAUUGGCUUUGAACGGCUCCCUUCACGGGUUUUUUUCGGGGAAGAAAGGCCUAAGGCAAGGUGACCCGAUAUCGCCGACCCUCUUCCUUCUUAGCAUGGAAUAUUUCUCCCGACUGGUCAAGAGGAAAACAUCUACUUUGGACUUCAACUUUCACCCCAAGUGCGAGAAGUUGAAAAUGACGCACCUCCUCUUUGCCGACGACCUCAUGCUUUUCUCCUGUGGCGACCUUCCAUCUAUCCACAUCUUGAUGGAAUGUCUCCAAGAGUUCAGGGACACAUCCGGCCUCACCGUCAAUACCUCUAAGUCAAGCAUUUUCACAGCAGGCAUUCAAAAUGAGGAGCUUGACGGGAUUCUCGCUCGGACGAAAUUUGCGAGAGGUGAGAUGCCGGCCGAUUGGAACUUAUUCGCUCAGUUAUUCAGGGGGUGGAGUGCUACUGGCUCCAAGUUUUCCCACUUCCAGCGGCGGUCAUCGAGAAAAUCUACCGACUUUGCAGGAGUUUUCUAUGGAACUCUAGGAGAGCACCGGUCGCUUGGGAGGAAAUCUGCCAUCCCAAGGAAGAAGGUGGAGUCUGUAUUCGGCACAUACAGUUUUGGAACGUGGCUCUACUUGCUCGUGUAUUAUGGAACAUCCAUCGCAAGGCAGACACGUUGUGGGUGUAGUGGGUCAACGGUGUCUACCUUAGAGAUGCAUCAAUCUGGGACUGGCAACCGAAGAAGGGGGAUUCUCCACUCCUUCAACGGCUUGCCGAAAUCCGCAACAGGGUGGUCACUGAAUUUGGAUCUUCAGAGGCAGCGAUUGAACAAAUGA